Ostreobium quekettii is the source of this 558-nucleotide messenger RNA. Lineage: Eukaryota; Viridiplantae; Chlorophyta; Ulvophyceae; Bryopsidales; Ostreobiaceae. The record is from the annotation of a GenBank genome assembly.
AUGGCGUGCCCCCUUCUCGUGGCUGCGCUCCUUCUGCUCGUCGCGGAGGGGGCCACCGCCGCCAGGCCCUUCGCUUACCCAGAUGGGUUUUAUGGCGAGGGGCCCGGCGAUCACGCCCUGGGCGUCUGGGAUAACGGACUGGGAGGGGGCCACUCGGCCGCCUGCACUUGUGCGCAGGAAGAGCAGCCGGCGCCGGUGUGCGGAACCGAUGGCAAUACGUACAGCAGCGCCUGCGAGGCUGAGUGCAAUGGAGCGACCCAGAUGUGUGAGGUGGCGUGCCCUUGCGUGGGUUUCUCGAACCCUACUUCGGAUGGCUAUGGCGUCGGUGCCGGUAGUGACGGCUCCCAGGGCGCCACAGCCUCCUCGUGCCCUCCGACCACUCCGCAGGUGGCCUGUUUCAACGACCCCUGCGCGGGGGCCUUCUGCAUCAACCACCCCCAUGCCGCCUGUAGGUCGGGCAAUUGCGGGGGGUGUUACGCCAGUUUUUUUGUCACCGUGGGUGGUGCCUCGGACCCCUUCUCGUACCCCUCCGAGGUGGAAGUCACUGCGGACUGCUAG